AUGGCAGUCAAGGCGCGACGUGUAGCCGUCAUCGGGGCUGGUCCCUCGGGCGCAAUAGCCACGGAUGCGCUAGUGAAGGAACAAGCGUUCGACACAAUCCGAGUGUUCGACCGACGAGCCGGAAUCGGUGGAACAUGGAUCUACACACCUCAUCUGCCGACCGCGAUCCCGUCUCUAGAAGAUGUGAUAGCCGGCAAGGCAGACGUCGCGGUUCCUCUACCUCCGCAGCUUCCGACUGUGACACCAGUGUCCGAAGAAAUUAAUGGACACCAGCGGCGGUUCUCCGAUACGGCGCUGCAUGAGAACCUGCACAGCAAUAUCACACCCUCUAUCAUGAGCUACACGCAAGAGCCUUUCCCGAACAAGCUUUCCCCACGUACACUGGCCGAACAUGGCCCCGGGGCGCCUUUCCGACACCACACCGUGAUCCGCGAAUGGAUCGAAGGCAUAUUCUCGCGCGGCGGUCACGAAAAACUCCUUGAACUCAACACCACAGUAGAGCGAGCUGAGAAAAUCGGCAGCGAGUGGGUACUUACUCUUCGGAAGGAAUCCUCGGGCAGGAAUUACUGGUGGAGAGAGACCUUCGACGCCCUAGUCGUGGCGACAGGGCAUUACAACGUCCCCUGGUUUCCGAACAUACCGGGUCUGCUGGAAUACGACGAGAAAUUCCCCGGGAGGAUACAACACAGCAAACACUUCCGUAACUCAUCGAAAUUUAAGGGAAAGCGGAUAGUCGUAGUAGGCGGCUCCAUAUCGGCGCACGAAGUCGUCCACGAGGUCCUCGACGUCGCGCAAACUCCUGUUUACGCAUCUCUACGCGGAGGCCCGAUCCCGGCAUUCGGAUGGGAGCCUUUCCUGCAUCCGGACAUCGCGAUCAAGAAGGAAAUUAAAAAGUUCGAUGCAGACACCGGUCGUAUCCAUUUCGCCGACGGGUCAUUCCUUGACGAUGUAGAUUACAUCUUCUUCGGAACCGGAUACACAUUUAGCGUCCCCUUCAUCACGCAAGUGCAAGAUCGCAUCAGGAAUGCCUACCGUAGGCUUCCCGGAGUUUACCAACACACGUUUAAUAUCGAGGAUCCGACAUUGACUUUUGUCGGCAUGCUUGGAGGCGGCUUUACCUUCCGAGUUUACGAAUGGCAAGCUGUAGCGGUAGCGCGACACCUAGCAGGACGAGCCGCAAAAUCGCUACCAUCGGUGCCAGAGCAACUCGAAUGGGAACGUGCGCGCGUGGCCGAAAAAGGCGGCGGUAAGGAUUACUAUUCGAUUGCCCCUGAUUACGCCGCAUUCUUCGAAUUCUUACAAGCAAUUGCUGGCGAGCCCGCCCCAGGAACCACGGGCCGGGUGUUGCCACCUUUCGAUCCGAAAUGGCUCGAACUGUGGACUGGCAUGGUCGCCAAUAAGAUCGAAGGCUUCCAGCGUAAGCGGAAGAGAGCAGAGGAAGCGAGAGGGGCAGUAAAGGCGAAGUUGUGA
This is a messenger RNA of Hypoxylon trugodes, 1470 nucleotides long. RefSeq names its product FAD/NAD(P)-binding domain-containing protein. The transcript is spliced from 3 exons. The coding region runs from base 1 to 1470 and encodes 489 amino acids. Gene Ontology annotation, molecular function: N,N-dimethylaniline monooxygenase activity; NADP binding; flavin adenine dinucleotide binding. NCBI's taxonomy places the organism in Eukaryota, Fungi, Ascomycota, Sordariomycetes, Xylariales, Hypoxylaceae. The record is from RefSeq and is a predicted model, not a curated record.